AACCAAAGAGUAUAGACUACAUACCUACAACGAAUCGGGUAUUAUUAUGUGAACACGCGUACGUUUAUUAAUGUAUUGUGUUUUCCACAUUUUAUAACAAAAUAACCAGAUACAGUUAAAUUAUUCACAAUAUUUUGUAAGAUCAAAAAUAAAUUCUUUUCGCUAUGGCUGAUAUGAUUGAAGUAUCAACAGCAACUCCGGCGGAGUUACUUGGUGCUGGUCGACGCCACUUGGCUGUUAGAGACUUUCAUUCGGCUGCUGAAGUACUGGCCAAAGCUUGUGAACUGUUGGCUAAAGAACAUGGUGACACGGCGGACCAGUGUGCUGAGGCAUAUUUAUGGUAUGGCCAAGCACUAUUAGGUUUGUCCAGGGAUGAAAGUGGAGUUUUGGGAGAUGGUAUGCCAGGAUCAGGCAAUGUUGAUGAUGACGAUGAAGAACAAGAUGAUGAUGACAACAAUGACAAUGAACAAACAGAACAAAGCUGCGAACCUGAAAAGAGUAAAACUGAACACAACGAGGCUGAAUCUACUUCGAUGGAGGCUGAUACAUCAACAAAGGAAGCUGAGUCGAAACCGGCACAAUCUACAACUAGUGAUGCACCGGGUGCAAGUUCAGAGGUCACUGAUAAUGCUGAACCUAGCACAAGCAAUGAUGAUGCUAAUGAUGAAUCUGUCGUAAAUAUGGAUAGUGAAGAUGAUGUCGACAAUUUACAGCUUGCUUGGGAAAUGCUUGACCUGGCCCGCAGUAUACUGUCGCGGCGCGCGGCGGGCGGGGGCGAGGGCGCGGGGGGCGGCGCGGCGGCGCGGGCGCUGCUCGCCGACACGCACCUCGCGCUCGGGGAGGUCGCCCUCGAGAGCGAAACGUACGAUAAAGCUGUUCUUGAUAUGCAGAGCUGCUUGGAGAUCCAGAAGGAAUUGUAUCACAGCGACGACCGGCGUAUUGCUGAAACACAUUAUCAAAUUGGGCUGGCUAAUUCCCUCGCUUCAAACUUCGAAGACGCGGUCACUCACUUCAAGAACGCCGCCAAUAUACUCGAAACCAGAAUAAAGACUCUCGAGGGUCCAACCGCAGCCACGGACGACGCCACCGUCAAGAAGUACUCUUCAGCGGACCCGCUCUAUACAAUCGAAGGGGAGAUCAAGGAAUUGAAGGAACUUCUGCCGGAGAUCCAAGAGAAAAUACAAGACAUGAUGGAUUAUAAAGCGGAGACAAUAAAACGGGUACGCGAAACCCUGUGCCCGUCGAACGGCGAGAGCUCUACACAAAAUGGCGCUGGCUCUAGCGCGUCUCAGCCGCGACCGGCGGCUUCAGACAUCUCGCAUCUCAUCAAGAGGAAACGGAAGGCGAGCAACGAACCCGAGGCCUCACCCGCGAAGAAGAUGAACACGUGAACGCGCUACCGUUGUAUGGGUCUCACCGUUACUUGGACUGAACUGAAUCAAACGUGUUUGGAAUUGGUGUGGACUCUAAUUUUUUUUGUUUUUUUUUAUAAAUUCGUAGCGAACUCCGACCACGUUCCGCCUCUCGAAUCUACUCGCGCGCCACCUGUCGCGAGUUGCAUGUACUAUGACCAAAUCUUAAAGGGUGGUAUCAUUGUAAAUAGUUUCAACUCGAGCAGAUAAGCGACGUUUGUUGAUGUUUGCAAGGACCAAACCUUCUUCGAUAUUGGACUUUAUACAAAAAAAAAAAUAUUGGACCUUUAAAUCGAAUUAGAAUCAGUUAACGUUAGCGACCCAGACAAUGAUAAAGAGUACAAAACAAUGAUGUCGAAACACAGUAAAAGUAGGAAAAAAUUAUUAAAGAAAAAAUCAUUGAAAUUUUACAGCAUUUGCCUUCCACAUAUUAUACGUCUUUGGCCAUUUUUGUAUAUAACAAAAAAAAAUGAUUUCCAAAAUGUUGAAACUUUAAAGUAAAAAAAUGAUGAACUAGAAUUAUGGCUAAAAUUACUUCGGUUAAUAUGAAUGCGGACGUAAUAACGUAUGUUUUUUUAGACUUUAAGUGUACUAUUAUAAUAAAUUAGGCUUCGUUCGUAUAAUUGACUGUUAGAGACGAUACAUUAUGUUUAUUCAACAUCCAAAAAACGUUAAGUGUUCACAAGUGCUCACGAUCAGUUGGUAAUUGUUGUUGUAUUGGUAAUGAUAAGAAUACUUAAGGUCUAAUUCGCUUCUGUUGUCUGAAUUGUGAGUUUAGGAUUUAAUCUCACUAUUAAAUGAAAUCGAAUGAUAAAAAAUACGACAAAAAACUUACAAUUCGAUAAUUACAUUGAUUAAUAGUUUGAUUAAUUGAUUGAUAAAGUAUACGUAAAUGUGAUAAGAAACUUUGUUGAUUAAAUAUGAUAACAGCGACUGAAGAUAUAUAUUUAAAAUAAUUUUUUUAAUAUCACGAUGAUUCAUGAUAAGGAACGAUAAUAUUAUUAUUAUUAUCUCUGGCUAGCUGAUUCAUAGUAAAAUAAAAUUGUCAGAUGACGCUGAAUAAAAAAAAUCGCUCAAUAAAUAAAUUGUGUUAAUUGUGCUACCCAUGGACAUCAGCAAGGUCCUCUCGCAGGUCCAUUUGCGGUUUGUCGGCAGUUUGUAUGUAAUCAGAUUGUGGCAGUGCCAUUGUUUUAAAAAAUCCUUUCAGCUAAGGAUAAAUAAUAGUUUCAAACGCUACACCCUGUAUAAGGAUUCAAUGCAUCCUAGUUAGAGGUUUUUAUAUCGGAUUAGGUAGGUACUUGUUUGUAAAUUCGAUAAUGUAAUUUACACAUUACAUAUAUCAGAUUUAUUUGUACAGCUGCCUGACUUUAUUAUAACUGUGUUAUAAUGUUAGUUAUUCCAAUGACUUUGACCUCAUUCCGGAGACUAGUUCGAUAUUUCUGUUGUAAUGUCUCCGGUAACCACUUAAAGAGAGGAGUGCUCAUCUGACCAAAAAAAAAACCAUAUCGACGCUUGAAAGGCAAACAUGACUAAGCGACAAUAACUGCUUUGUACAUUAAUUAUAGGCAAUAACCAUAUUCGAUGCGCAAAAAAUAUAUAUUUCUAGGUCUAUUAAAAUAAUUUCAAUCCUACAGCUACUAACUAGAUUCUACUACAGCUAGAUUCGUUAAAAUAAAUUUUGUUUUCAGGUAUUUCAACUUUAAAUUAGACUACUGUAAAGUUCACGCAUUGUCGCUUAGUCACGUUUGCCUUUCAAGCGUCGAAUUAUUGAAUCUAAGAAAAACCGUGUUAUGUUUGUUCGAUGAUGUAACAUAUUUUUAUCUAGCUAGUUAAUGAUGAAACGAAAUGUCUAAAGUUUAUGUAGUUAAAUUAAGAUUUCACUAAUUAAAAUUACACACGUUUUGAACACUGAUUUUUUUUUUUUUUUUUUUUUUUUUUCGAUUUUAAACUUUUUCAUUUCAAUUACUAAAACAUAAUAGACCAAUAUUGUUCGUAUUGACAGGUUUUUUUUUUUUAACAAAUCAACUACUGAAUUAAAUUUUUAAAAAAGUAUCUAUAAAUAUGAUAACUUUUUGAAUAAAAAGUUUCGAUAUGGUAUAUCGAGGGAUGAAAAGCUAUUUAGUUUAAGCGACGUUUUCUCAUUCUUUAUAGGAGAGGCAUUUAAGUUUAAAUUUUGGAAAAAAUAUCAUUACAAAAAAAGCUUGUUCAUCUAUUUGAAUGGAGUAAACUUAAUUGACGUUCAAUUAAAAAACAUGGAACCGUUGAUGUUGAUACCAAAUAAAACGCACCAUUAAUUACAAAGAUAAAUGUCGUGUAUUAAGCGAAUGUUGCCUUCACCCUCAAUAUAAUUAAUGUGUUAUAAAUUGAAAUCUAAUGAUAUUGUAGUAUAUUCUAGAAUCUUUUGUAUGGAACGUUACUGAACUUUAGUGGCUAAGUAUUCGAUAUUGGGCAUCAGUGAAAUCAAACAUUAAAUUAUUUGUUAAACCAUAUUACUGGACUGUUAAACGCGUUCCUUUGUUUAAAAAUAGAACUACUCAAAUGCCAUCUGUUGUGCGUUGAUGAUAAUAUUUUCAGAAGCAGUUUGCAGACGCAUGUACUUUUUUUAGGGUGAUUUAAUAAUCCGUGGUUAGGUACUUGAUAACAAAUUUAGAAUGAUGAAUUGUUUGGUAUAUUACUCGUAAUAUUUAUAUUUUAUGGUAAGGAUGAUGGUUUCACCUUAAAUCACACCACGCUUAAAAAAUUUCGUUGUAAAGAAAGCGUUUUUUUUAAAUAAUACUCAGUAGCUUUGAGAUGUUAUUAUACUGUUUCGGAUUUCGCGAGGUCCUUGACCUAUUGCUAAGGAAAUACUACAAAACGGUCAAAUGUAUUUCUUUUGGCUAAUCUGUUUUGAUCAUAUUUUUAAAAAUAUACGAUUUUAGAUUUAAAAUCAAUAUUCUUUAUUGUAUAGUAAUAAAAAAGGCCUUGUUCUUAUUUAAAGUGUGACCGUCAUCUGUGCCUCAUAUAAAUCUGUUGUCAUUUGCUUUCGGUUGAGCGGUAUUAAUUACACGUUCAUCGAAAUGUACGUUGCACUAAAACUAUCGAGAGAGGUUUUAUGAAUAACAUGUAUCAGUUUCUCAUGAUUUUAUUUAAAAUUUAACUUUAUUUCUAUAUUGUAAGAUUUAUUUUCAAAUAAACACUAGUUUUGGUAA
Bombyx mori (domestic silkworm) is the source of this 4600-nucleotide messenger RNA. RefSeq names its product nuclear autoantigenic sperm protein (gene Nasp). Gene Ontology annotation, biological process: DNA replication-dependent chromatin assembly; CENP-A containing chromatin assembly. The transcript is spliced from 9 exons. The record is from RefSeq and is a predicted model, not a curated record. Gene Ontology annotation, cellular component: nucleoplasm. Gene Ontology annotation, molecular function: histone binding. Bases 165 to 1391 code for a protein of 408 amino acids. NCBI's taxonomy places the organism in Eukaryota, Metazoa, Arthropoda, Insecta, Lepidoptera, Bombycidae.